This is a messenger RNA of Prunus persica (peach), 477 nucleotides long. Its product is annotated as glycine-rich RNA-binding protein 4, mitochondrial-like. The transcript is spliced from 4 exons. Gene Ontology annotation, molecular function: RNA binding. NCBI's taxonomy places the organism in Eukaryota, Viridiplantae, Streptophyta, Magnoliopsida, Rosales, Rosaceae. The record is from RefSeq and is a predicted model, not a curated record. Bases 1 to 477 code for a protein of 158 amino acids.
AUGGCACCAAUGCUAACCAUUACAGCAAUAGGUUCCACCUGUAAACAAUGUCAAUUUGUCAUGAAUAUGUGUUUCUCGGGUAAUAAUUUGCAGAGUUCUAUGGAUCUGUCGACAUCUGGAGAGGCAAGUGAAACAACCCCGACAAAAACAAAGAAACUUUUUGUUACUGGCCUAUCAUUUUAUACAUCCGAGAAAACCCUCCGAGCCGCAUUUGAAGGCUUUGGUAAGCUUGUUGAAGUUAAAAUAAUAAUGGACAAAAUUUCUAAAAGGUCCAAAGGUUAUGCAUUCAUAGAAUACACCACGGAGGAAGCUGCUAGUGCAGCACUCAGAGAGAUGAAUGGCAAGAUCAUUAAUGGCUGGAUGAUAGUUGUUGAUGUUGCCAAGAGUAGCCCUCCAAGAUACAGCAGGGGUCAGAGCAGAACAGCAACCAGAGGAAAGAGAGAGAAGGUUCUAGAGAGAUUUGUCACUAAGAAUUGA